Colossoma macropomum (tambaqui) is the source of this 3337-nucleotide messenger RNA. RefSeq names its product cytochrome P450 2B4-like. The transcript has 10 exons. The record is from RefSeq and is a predicted model, not a curated record. The coding region runs from base 161 to 1666 and encodes 501 amino acids. Gene Ontology annotation, biological process: xenobiotic metabolic process. Lineage: Eukaryota; Metazoa; Chordata; Actinopteri; Characiformes; Serrasalmidae. Gene Ontology annotation, cellular component: cytoplasm; intracellular membrane-bounded organelle. Gene Ontology annotation, molecular function: oxidoreductase activity, acting on paired donors, with incorporation or reduction of molecular oxygen, reduced flavin or flavoprotein as one donor, and incorporation of one atom of oxygen; iron ion binding; heme binding.
AUGCAGAGAAGUUUAUGAUGUUCCAACAGCUGCAAAUGUUUUGUUUGUUCCUGAACUUUGUCUGCAGUGCCUUAUUACACUGGAAGCUCUCUGACCUCCUAACAGCUCCACUUCUAGUAUAAAGGUAUGAGCAGCUGUGCUCUCCUGCAUUUCUCUCAGAAUGGAGUCUGUGCUGAAAUAUUUAGACUGGACGUCGGUGGGCUUGGCCCUGCUGGGUGGUCUGCUCACUCUGCUUCUGCUGGAGAUGUUCAGGUGGAAUUCCUCCAGGAACCGAAGCCCCCCUGGACCCAAACCACUGCCCUUCGUGGGUAACCUGCCCCAGUUUUCAAAGGAUCGAAUGGCCUUCAUCAGAUUGUUGCCGAAAUAUGGUGAGAUGUGCUCCAUAUACCUGGGCAGGAAGCCAACGAUCAUACUGAACAACAUGCAGCUGGCAAAGGAAGCUUUUGUUCAGAAUGGGACCGUGUUUUCUGGGAGGCCGCUUCUGCCUUUACAAGCAUGGAUCACCAAAGGCUAUGGUAUCAUCUUGGCCAAUUAUGGUCACUCUUGGAGGCAGCAGCGCCGCUUCGCUCUGCACACACUGCGUGACUUUGGUCUGGGAAGGAAAACUGUGGAGGAACGUGUGGCUGAGGAGGCGCAUUACCUCAUCAAGGAGAUGCUCAAACAAGAAGGGAAGCCUUUUUAUCCCAUCCACCAAUUCAUGAAUGCAGUUUCCAACAUAAUCUGCUCCAUCAUCUUUGGAGACCGCUUCGAGUACGACGACAAGCGCUUUGCUAAGCUGCUAGAAAUUCUGAAUGAAAACUUUCGGCUUGGAGGAACACUUACGGCGCAGAUCUUCAACUUGGUCCCAAUUAUAAAACACUUUCCAGGGCCACAUCAGAAGAUAUGGAAUAAUGUCGAAGCCUUAAAUAAAUUUAUCCUUGAAAUUGUGGAGGAGCACAAGAAGACUCUGGAUCCAGACAACCCCCGGGACUUCACUGAUGCCUACCUGAUCCAGAUGACCAAGCAAGAGGCAAAGGAAGACUCUACAUUCCAUGUGGAGAACAUGAUGAAGUCAGUCCUCGACCUGUUCGUAGCUGGGACGGAAACUACAGCGACCACCCUCAGAUGGGGCCUCGUUUACAUGAUGGACCACCCUGACGUGCAAGAGCGCUGCCAUGAGGAGAUCAUUCGGGUGCUGGGUUUUGACCGCUCUCCCUGCAUGGAAGACCGCACACAGCUCCCAUACACUUACGCCACUGUUUAUGAAAUCCAGCGCUGUGCUAGCAUCACUCCUCUUGGCCUGAUUCACCAAACCACUGACCCAGCACUGCUACGAGGAUACCACCUUCCCAAGGGAUCUAUAAUCAUGGUCAACUUAAACGCCAUCUUAACUGACAAACAGCACUGGAAGUAUCCAGACACGUUCAACCCAGAAAACUUUCUGGAUGAAAAAGGACAGUUCUGCAGAAAUGACGCCUUUCUGCCGUUCUCUUUGGGUCCGAGGGUGUGUCUGGGUGAGUCUCUAGCAAAGACAGAGCUUUUCAUCUUCUUCACCUCUCUGAUCCAGCGCUUAAAGUUCUCAUGGCCUCCUGGAGCUCCACGCCCAAACAUGGAUGGCACUGUGGGCGUGGUUCGUUCUCCGUGCCCCUUCAGUACCAUCUGCCGCAGCAGAGAGACGACUCACUGAAUCAAGUUUGCCCUUUACAUGUGAAUGGACAACAUCACCCCAGGAGAAGUUCCUCUUCAUUAACACAUCUAAUCAAUCUCAAUAAGAACACAUUAUCAAGCUCUUUCUUUCUACUAGGACCAAUAAGUGGUGAAUGUACAAUACAUGAUAUUCCACCAAAACAAAGGACUUAUAUGGUUUAAAAGGAAUGUUGAGGAAAAAGGCCAGUUCUAUAAUAUUAUAUUGUGGCCCAAACCUCUUAGUUUCAAAACAAAGGUUCUGACAAGACAAAUGGAAAAGAUAUAUGUAAGAUUCUUCAUUUAUGAUUUAUUACUGCGGAAUUAAGAAGAAUCAAAAGUAAAAUAAGCCCCUUAUAGACACCAGCUCACAGUUAAAGGUUGGACAAUGUAUUUAAUGUUUAAAAUACAAUUAAAGUGCUCUAUAAAAUGUUUAAUUGAUCAUAAUUUCUGUUUAAUAAAGUAUUUUUCUACUUUCACUACAAUUAUUAGGACAACUGAACAUAUUAGCCGGGUCAUUAGCAGAUAAUGAAUUGAGAGAUUACUGGAUUCUUGCUUUUAAGGCUUAAUAAAGGCAAAUUAAUGAACCUUUAAAAUAAUAUGCAAAAGUUUGAAAUGUAUAAUACAUGAAUAAAAAAGUGCUUCAUUCAAUCUAUUUACUGCUUAAUAAAGUAGCAGUAAGCAGACAGUUAAUUAGCAGCUACUCACUUGAUAAGGCUAAAAAGCCUUAUAAUGUCCCCCUACACUGAAGUGUUACUGAAACCACAGCUUUAAUAAGUGAACUCAUUUCUUGACAGGUCUCUCAGUGAGAGUUCUGGGCUGAAGGGAAUGCUGGUGAACAGUGACCUAAAGAGCUAGUUUGAAAGUUUGAAAAUCAAAUGAAUUAAUGCCAGCAGCUUGGAUCAUGUCCCAAAACUAUCAUUUUCCACCUCCACAGGAUUUAAAAAAGAGAGACAUACUUUCUUUUAUUUCAUUCUGCUUGUAUUGUUUUGUUGUAUUUUGCAGUGUGUAGCAGUUUCAGCAUGUAUGUAGCAAUAUUGUAUAAUUCUGACUCUUUAAUGACUGUGUAAUUCAGAGAGUAGAGUGAUGAUCGGGGAUGUAUGUACGCCAAACAAUUUUUGUUAAACAUAUUUGUUUAUCACAGGGUGCAGCACUGGUGAUUUCCCAUAGAAGAAACCUAUGAGUUACUAUUUUCGGCACAUAAGAUUGAGAUUGAACAAGACUUUGAGCUGAACUCCUGAUCUUCAGGGUCAAAUUUGUUCCAUGCAGAGGAUACAUUAACUUCUUCACUCUUACAAAAUCAAAAAUCAACCAGGGGUGCCCAAAAUGUUCCUUGUGUAAACAAUCAAUACUAGACCUGGAAGACUUCUUGUCUUCAUGUAUGUUACCAGGACCAACCUGGGAUAAAUGCACAUGAUUUUCUACCAAAAUAAUAAGCACAGUAGUUAGUUUUUUAUGCAUUAUACAUUAUAGCUGUCUUAUACAGUUUAAAAUAUAUGCAAUUUCCAUAAUAGAUAAAUAAUGGUUGUAUAACUUUAUGUAGCAUAUGUGUUUUUUAUAUAACUACUAAUAUUCUUUAAGAAGUUUUACCCAAACAUUUGCUAGGUUGCUUGAGAUUUACACUGUCUGCUUUGCUUGUUGUGUUGGUUUCUUGUUAAUAAAGCAGAUUAUUUGA